Messenger RNA from Asterias rubens (European starfish), 11724 nucleotides. RefSeq lists its product as uncharacterized. The coding region runs from base 112 to 11724 and encodes 3870 amino acids. The record is from RefSeq and is a predicted model, not a curated record. The transcript has 10 exons. Lineage: Eukaryota; Metazoa; Echinodermata; Asteroidea; Forcipulatida; Asteriidae.
UGCAAUGCGCCGAUUUUGCAACAUUGACAGCCCUGAUUCUGGUGUCAAAUUUUCGUGGAAAAACCAAAGUAUGCACAGUUAUCGACGAUGCAAGAAGACUAAGAGAACAUCAUGCAUUCAAGAAAACGGUGGGCAGGCGAUGAGCCUUUUGGAUCCAAAUGGAGCUCAGGUUUGCGAGAGUCUCCUCCCAAGCUGCCAGCGCAUGGGAAGUGGUGGAAAUGCCUGACGGAUUUACCUUCAAGAAAUCAGAAAUGGGGAGGACAGGGGGUGAGAUUUGGAAUACUACCAGGAAGAGAAUUGGACUACGUGCACGUCAAAACCUUGGAAGAAAUCCGGCAAGAGAAAGAACUGAAGAAAAGGAGAGCACAGGGUAUACCAUCAACAGACACAAGGCCUACAGUCAGUACACUUAAAGUUCGAGAUCCAUCAUGCUCCAUUAAUCAAGCCAAAACUCCUUCACAUCUUCCAAGACCGUGUUCCUUAAAGACGCACCAACACAUGGAUGCUAAGAACAAGGAGCGAGCCAUUAGUGUGCUGAAUAAGUAUCUUAAGGAUGGAAUCUAUGAGAACAUUCCCCAAGUCAGCAAAAUAACAGACUUAAGAAGUAGACUCUCACUGGGUGUGAAAUUUGUCGCAGAUACUACGGACAGGAAUCAUUGUGGUCAAGUAAGAGAGACUUAUGUUCAGAACAUGAGGAGAAGGGAACCUAUAGAUGGAAAGACAUUUAGUAAGGGUUCUCGAGCUUGGUCUGGAGGGUACCUUAAAUUACAGACCGCUAGUCGGACACACCUAGGAGUGGGUAAACCUGAUGAGGAUCAAUAUGCAGGGAAAGCUCAGGAGGCGGACAUGGAUGAAGAUGAUGCGUGUUCCACAUCUGAUGUAUCUGACGAGGAAGACACUGAUGAGUCAUCCGAUGACGCUUCAGAUGGUGAAGUCCAAAUUAGGAAUGUUGAGCAGGAAAUUGGGAGAGACUCUGAAGAUGAUGAGACAUCAGAUGGAUCCUCCGAGGAUGAACUAGACAGCUCUGAAUCAGAACUCAGGGAGUCAGACGAUGAAGUGUGCAAUGCUCAUAGGGCUGAUAGUGAAAUACAGACUGGUGCCAGCAAUGAGCAAACUGCACACUCUGAAUCCGAAGAGAAUGGAGAAGUUGACGAAGACCUUGGUAGGGAUGAAAACAUCAAUGAUCUGAUUUCAGAGGAGGAGUUUGAGAGCCUUGAAUCAGAUCAUGAACUCUGUUGUACAGAAGCCAUUGAACUUGAAAGAGUCACUGGUAGAGGAGAUGGGCUAGUGGAAGUCACCAGCAGACAAGAUAAGAGACAAGUUGAAGAAGGCUCUGAGGAUAGGGUGUUCACUGCAGACGUGCAUGAGGAAUCCAGUGACCUUUGUGACAGUGUUUCAAAUGAUGAAGUUUGUGGUGCAUCUGCUGAUGAAGUUGCACCAGACUUUGAACCUGAAGAGAAGCAAAUUAAAGACUUGCAGGGAAAAGAAAGUACAGACGAGAAUGAAGAUACUGAAGUUGAUGGAGAGUUUUCUGUCGAAAACACCGAUGGAGAACCAAAUUGCUGUCUGGAGGAUAAAUCAUUGUUUUCUAGAAAAAUUGCAGCUGUUGAUGAUAUGCCAUUAGACAAAGAGAACCAAGAUGAGCAAAUACAAAACUUACAUGGGCAAGAAAGUAGAAGAGACAAAGAAGAUAUUGAAGAUGGAGGAAAGUUUUUUGUGGGAGACUCUGAUGGAGAACCAAAUUGCAGUGUGGAGAAUACAUCGGAGGAAGAUUCAUCAUUUUCUGGAACAUUUGUUGAUGAGGUGCAGCCAGACAAAGAAAACGAAGGUGAGCAAAUGGAGGACAUACAGGGACGAGAAAGUGGAGAAGGCAGUGAAGAUGGUGGAAAAAGGCCUGUGGGGGACUCUGACAGAGAACUGAAUGGCUGUGAGGAGGAUCCGUCAGAAAAAGAACAAUCAUUUUCUGGAUUAAGUGCAGCUGUGGAUGAGAUGCAGUUCGAUAAAGAGAACAAAAAUGAGCAAAUGGAGGACUUUCAGGAACAAGAACGUAGACAAGACAAAGAAGAUAUUGAAGAUGGUGGAAAUUUGCUUGUGGAAGAUUCUGACAGAAAAUCAAGUAGCCAUGGAGAGAAUCAGUCAGAGGAAGAACCAUCAUUUCCUGGAACAAGCACAGCUGUUGAUGGGGUGCUGUUAGACAAAGAGAAUCAAGAAAGUGGAGAAGACAGUGAAGAUGUUGAAGAUGGUGGAAAGUUGCCCGUGGAAGAUUACGAUGGAGAACCAAGUUGCUGUAAGGAGAAUCAUUCAGAGGAAGAACCAUCAUUUUCUAGAAUAGCUGUUGAUGAGAUGCAGCAAAACAAAGAGAACAAAUAUGACCAACUUGAAGUGGAUAUUUACGGAGACAAACAGGACAACGAAAGCUUGUUUUCUGUGAUUGACCACGAACUGUUUAUCCAUGAGGAAUAUGAUACUAAUGUACUCUGUGAAGCUGAUGAGCAGCUAGAAAAGGAGAGAGAAUUGGCUGGGAUCAUUAACAGAGAGGCUAUGGAGGAAAGAAGGCGAGAAGAAAGGGAAGCUUUGGUAACGGUUAUCAUUGAGGUCUUUGACAAGGAUGACGGCCACAAGAUGGAUACAAACCUCCCAGCAAAUAGAACCAGUAGACCAUGUCUUGACUUUGAAACAAUGGAACAAAGUGAAGGAGGACCAACAGAUGACAAAGGAAUCACAAAGAUUGGAAAGGAGGCGGGCAACAUCUUAGACGAUGACAUCUUGUCUGAUGAAGGCUCUUCAGAAAAACCCAAAUUGCCUCAAGCGAGGAAGACAGACAGCAGACCCAGAGGAGAUACUGUAGUUGAUGUUACAAAAGAAAGAGACUGCGAAGAUGAAAACACGACAACUGGGAGUAAAGAUGAAGAGGCAAGGCAGAUUGAAGAGAUUAGCGAUGGGGCCUUAUUGAUUUGUGAAGCCAUUCUGCCUCAAGAAGACAACUGGGAGAAUGUUGUUAGUGAAUUCGAUGGUGGAAAAGAAACGAGGGACCAGCUCAAAGAAAAAAACCAGGAACAUUUUGAAGAAGAUGAGAAGAGAGUUCCGAUGGGAAGUGACAGUAUUGUUGGCCAAGGAUACGAUGAACCUUCUCACGAUAAUUUGGAGAGAUAUGAAAGACAACUGGUAUGCAUAAUAGACAAAGUAAAAAGUGCAGAAAUGGACCUUGGUAAGAAAGGCAGACCAAUUAAAGAUCCGCACUGGGAAAAGGAUGACGUUCAGCAUGACAAAGAUGAGGAGGCGGUAAAAGGCGGCACAGAAGAUGGAAGUUCAUAUGAGCAAAAGGCCCAAAAGGACAUACAUUUAUGUAAUGAUGGUGAUGGUCAAAUCAAAACGGAUGGAACGCCUGAAGAUGGACAAAAGAAAGAUGAGAACAUUUGGGAAGAUGGAGAAGUCCGAGAUGAUUACGCGGAGUUGGGGUAUGAAGACGUUACAGAAGAAGGGACUGCAUUUGAUAAAGACUGUCUUCAAGAAGUGGAACAAGGGUCAGUCGUAGAAGACCAUGAAGACAUAAGUAUUGCUGCUGAUGAUGUAGCAAACAACAAACAAGGCUCAACUGAAGAACAAGAGGAAGAAGUUCCAGAUAGUGAGAUUAUGGAGACUGAUGAAGACAUCUCAGAGAAUGAUACUUCAUCCAGUGGAGUGUGCGACAAAGAAAUUGUUGAAGAGACAAUUUUGAGAGGCUGGGAAGAGAAUGAUCGGGAAGUAAAAGGUGACAAGCUUGACGAAGGUAGAACAAGUGAAGAUGAAGAAUUACCAGAAGAUGACAUGAAAGAAAUGGAUAAAGAUGAUAGAGACAGACGCACAGAAAUGAAGAACAAAAGUAAAGAAGGAAAGAAAAAUGAAGCAAAAAAAGAUGCACAAAAUGUCCAAGCUGUGACUAGUGAAGUGAACCCUGUGGGUCAAGACAUUGGUACACACAUGGAUUGCCAGAUUGGGUUGGAAACCAAUAAAAAAUCUCUGGAUUCUCAAGCAGAAGUAAUUAACAUGGACAUGUGCUGUCAACAUCAAGAGCUGGAUGGAUAUUCAAUCACUAAAGAGAUCAUGGUGGAUGACACAAAAAAACAUACAGAUGAUUCAGCAGCCACUGAUGAGCCUUCAGUUAAUCACCGACAAACCAGAGUGGGUAGGAACAAAAGACGGUUGGUUCAUCAAGGAGUUGGAAAAGGUCAAGAGGUCGCAGACAAAGAAGUUGCAUGUGAUGACAGAGGCAGUCUGGAGGAGGAUGCUGUAAACAUCUCAGAGAAACAGGUGAUGGAAGAUGAUGUAGUGGGUAAAAGGAAAGUGGGUCGGCCACGCACUCGACCUCAAACACAGAAGAGAGGCACAACGUUAAGCAGGAUAAAAAGAGUAACCACUCUUGGGAGGAGUGUUGUAAUGAGUUCAUUGAGGAUGGAAGGCGCUGAUGCGGUGGUUAAGAGGAAAAGGGGUCGGCCUCAUGAACUUAGAGAGACCAGUAUGGAAACAAACAGGCAGAAUUUACACCCUGGUGUCGUGAUUCAAGAUUAUGGGGUGACUGAAGAGAAACCAGAGGCUGUUCAUCCAAAGCAACCAAAAGUAACACGACGGAAAGCUAGACAAAGGAUGAUGUCAAGUGAUGGGUCGAGCAAGGAGUUAGGGCAAGGUGAUGCAAUUCAAUUGAUUCUAGAACAAGGUGAGGUGUUAACAUCUGGGAGUCGGCCAAGUCCUGUGGUAGAGGUUGAUGUUAGAUUAGGUAACGACAGGGAAAGCCACUCUGUGGUUUCUCCAGUCAGCAAAAAGAGGAUGACACGGGCCAGUUUGAAACCGCGUUGCUGCAGGAGACUGAGGGACAGAGAUGAUGUGAUGGUUAGGAGGAGAAGAGGUCGGCCUUGCUCUCGACCUGUAGGCAUAGAGAAAGAUGAGACUUUAAGAGCAACAUUUAGAGCAUCCACUGAGGAAGGGUCGCUAUCUCCUGUAGAUCCCAAGAAACUAACUGCAUCUUCACUGCCACAAGCUGAGGGAAAUACGGACAAAAAUGCCCAGCCAGUUCAGCAUCAGGAUGACUCACAGCAGGAGUCACCUACCCAAAAGCAACGCAGGAGACAGCUAGACAACAUCUUUUUUGAUCACAAAGACGAUACCACCCAGGAGUGCCUGAUACCUUGUAUUGUUACAACACAAUCCUCCUGUCCUCCUCUACCACAAACAGAGGGGAACACUGAAGAAGGCAAGGAAGUACAACCAAUUAUUCAAGGGAGAGCCCCAGGAAAUGAAUCCACAGAAUGUUCUCAAGGUUUGGAUACAUCAAGAGCUGUCAAAACUAGAGGGAGGAAACCAUUAACCCCAAACAUGCCUGCAUUUCUUGGUCCAACGAUAGGUGAUGAGGCAAAAACUGUCAAUGAUGCCAAGAUGCAAGUAACUUUGUCUAAGACACUUGAACCGAAAGCAAUGCUAAGUUGUGUUUCAGGUGAUGAUACAGCAAAACCCUCUGGCAACAGAAGGAGGAAGGCUAAGAUACGUGAGGCAUCAUCUGACCUUUCAUCAGGACAAUCAGAGGAUCAAAGUGACAAGGACAAUACUUCUAAAAGUACCUCUCGAAGUAUAUCAGCUGCGCUUACUUCGCCCUUUAGGACGCGACUAAGAAAGAGGAGUCAGCUGCAAGGACUGCCAACUCCUGAGGUUGAGGCAGAGACUAGUGUACAUACUGCCCAGAUGCAGCAGAUGUCUGCCUCACAAAGUCAACCAAAGGCAGAUUCCCCAUCAAAUGAAACGGUGAUAUACCAGGAGAGCUUUAAGAACGCCAUCAUUCAAGAAAUGGCCUCCUUUUACCCUAUAAUCAACCUGACGCCAUUGCAUGUACCAGAGGCGUAUUUAAUUGCAGAUGCCUCAAGAAGGGUUUCAGCGAACGAGUGUGGCAUAAUAGAGAGGGGAACCAGCUCAACUUGGUUGAAGGGAAGCUUUAUGCCUGAAACAGAAGAUGAGGUUAAUAGUGAGAAUACAGAGGCACAGCCACCUGAGGUCGUCUCCUGCACUUCAGCAGCAAAGUUGGAUUCUACUACAAACAAACAUCAGAAGUGGCUCGACGCAAUAGUUGGUGUUGAUUGUUCACUUAGUACAGGUGCUGAUGGUUACUGUAAAGUGGACUCAGAGAUUCAUCUGAGGCUUCCUGAAAACCUUUCAAAGGAAAUGUGUACUGAGGAGAAUCCCAUUGCCAGGAAGAGGAAACUAACAGCAGGGAGCACCCAACAGAGUGAAUCAAGCCGACAGGAGUCCAGACCUGUUAGAGGGAGGGCAAAGGGUGCCAUGAACUUAGGUGUACUCCCUGAAAAUCCUCCACCUAAAGAUCCUCGACCUGCCCAAAUCGAGGAUAAUGGUAUUGUCAAUCCUAGCGCACAAUCGGCACCCUCUGCAAUUAGCUCACAAAUUCUACCAAGUACUUGUGACGCAGCUGGGAAGAAAAUGAGGACAGUAGGCAGAUGGAGAAAGAAGCUCCAGGACCUAGUCUCCAGUGAGCCUUCAUCUAAACAAGCUGAGGAGAAAUGCUAUGAAGAAAACCUCAAGAUCUCUUCUGAAAGUAUUCCCGAAAUUGACCCUGAACCCAAUGUAAGGAAAGCAAGAACUACAAGGAAAUGGAGAACGAGGCCUUCAGAAGCAAACACUAGAUACCCUUUGCUGAAGCAAACUGAGGCAGAUGGCAGUAAAACUAAAGAUACAGGGAUAAAACUGCCGGCUCCUGACCCAGUACAAAGCAACCCCCCAAAAAGGAGAAUUAAACUGAAAAGGGGAAUUAAGCCUCCAGAGGUAGCCAAAGAUGACGACGGAACAACUCAUCCAGUGCCAAUAUCUAAUUUGAAUACUUCACAAAGUGAACGAACCAAGCUUGGCUCUUCAGACGACACUGUUAAGAGAGGAGAGUGCUCCGUUACCCCUGAGAAAGACCCGGCAAAGAUUUCUGUUACGAACGAAACAUUCAUGCAACAGAUUCCUCGGAUGGAUGUCUCUGAAAGUUCUUUAAACAUUUUUGACUUGAUUAUGAAGAGACAGGUUCAGGUGUCUUUACCAAUACAAGCAGAGGUCAACGUCACAGGAACAGAAACAGAGGCAAAGUUGAUACCUCUUGAGAAUGCCUUACAAAGUGAGCGUUCAAAAACUGCAAAGGAGAUAAUAAGUCAUCACAGUUCUACUUCAUCCAAACCAUCAACACAGUCUGACGAAAAUGAUUGUGAAAAGAGUGCUAAGUUCCAGGUGCAAGCAGAAAAGAAUACAGAGCAAGCUGAUUCAAAUCAUUACGAUGCCAUUGGAACAAAAUUAAGAACAACAAAGCAGAGGGGGAAAAUGUCUCAACAAAUUAACUCAUUUGGAUCCUUAUCGACACAGUCUGAGAUAAAAGAAAGUGACAGGGAUAUUGAAGUACCCCAAAAAGCACCUGAAAACGCUGUGCAAAGUACUCAAAGUCGUUGUGUUGACAUCGGAAAGAAACGAGGAAGAAAAGCGAAGAAAAACAGAAUGACACCUCCAGAAAUAGUCUUUUUUGGAGCCUUGAAUAAAUUGCAUAGUGAUCCAAGUCUUUGUGAAGCCAUUUUUAACAAAUCCAGGAAGAGAAAGAGGAUAGCGACUCAGAGGUUUGCCUAUUCUGACUCAUCGACACAGUCUGAGGGUAUUGAUAGUGGCAAGUCUAAAGAGGUACAUCAAGAAGCUUCUGAGAAUGCUUCAAAAAGUGCACAACGAAAUGCAAAGAGAAGAAGAAAACAGCCUUCUGAGCUAGACUCCAGUGAACCCUCGUGGACACAGUUUGAGGGUGAUGACAAUAACCAGUCUGUUGAGGUACACCACCAAGUUUGUAAUGAUGCCUCCAUAACAAAUCCAGGUCGUUGUGAUGCCAUUGUACAAGAGGCACAAGCUGUUAUCACACGGUCAAGAAAUAUUGCUAGAGACAACUUAUCUGACCCCACAAAGCAGUCUGGAGAAAAUUAUAGUGGAAAGGAUUUUGAUGUACAAAAUGAAGCAAUUACAAAGCACAGUGCACCAACCAGAAACAAGUCCCGUAUCGAGGAAAGACAAGCCGGUUGGAAGAGGAGAGAAACGAUUUCUCAAGAGGCAUUCCUUUCAUCAGAAGCUGGUGAGGAUCAUACUGAAAAGGAUUCCAAGGUACACAAAUUGCCUCCCAGAGAUACCUCAAAGUCUGUCCAUAAACAAUGUGACUUAGUUUUGAAGAAGCCAAGAGGUCUUCGAAAGAGACGGAGGAAACCCAUUAGUAAAGAGACGGUCUCGACAGACUACUCCUCAUCAACGCAAGACAAAGGUGAGGAGAAUACCAAUUGUGAUGCUGUUGUAGACGAGUCAAGAUCCGCCGUGGUUUUCCGAUCAAAUACUCCCAAAAGAAUCUCUCCUGAAGCUGGUGUUUUUAACGGAGAUGCACAAUCGCAGGAGAACACCAUUUUGGAGGAAAGUAUCUCGAAAGAUGAAAUAAACUUUCUCCAUUUGAUGAGGGUACAGGAAUCCAAGGAGAGCAGUGUACAUGGUCAUGAAGGUGAUACCGACGAAGAUGAAGUUUGUGAAACUCUGCCUAAAGUUAAGAGGAGGAAGACAAAUGAUGGAGGACAGAAUAACGCUAUCAGUAAACUAAAGAGGAAACCAUUUAAAAAGAGGUUUUCAACCAGCCCCCCUGAAAAACCAAGGAUGUGCUCCGAAGGUGACCGGGUGGCAGGUCCAUCUGGUGAUGCCCAAGUGUCCAAAUUGUCAAGUUAUGAGGACGGAAAAGAGAAGGGUCUGAAGUCGAGCUCAGAUGCCUGUGGUGAUGCUGCAACAACUGGCUCUACAGUGCCUCAUGUAGAUGGAAGUGAACAAUACAUCUGGAGUAGGAUUCUGGGGAAAGUUUCUCUCGCAGAGAUUUUAACAAAUCAACCCACGGUCCAGCUGUCACGACUCAAGUUCAGAGAAACCAUCCCCCUGGACGCAAUCGCUUCAAAAAAAUUCUCAUCGCCCAGCAAAAGGCGUGUGAAACAUGCUUGGACCCGGAGGCGCAAAGUGAUGUCGAUUGCCACAAUUGCUCGGAGAAUGACGAAGGGCUUGGAGGCUAUUCAAGAGACGUGGAACCGCCUUGGAUUCCAGAUCCCAUCUGAGCUUACUUCUGCCACCAUGGAUCGGACUAUGGAUGGUUGUCAUCGGUCAACAUUGCCCAAGAGAAGUUUGGAUGGAGAGCGGAGAUCUGUAUCUGAAGGAAGAAUUAAAUACUCAAGUGGAACACCUAACUCGGCCCCUCCUAUUGAGAUUGUGGAGGCCCCGGAGGUUGCCCACACUGUUGAAGUUGUCUCAACAGACGACCUGCCUGUGACCCCAAGGUAUGAAGGCUGCUUCGUUCCAAGGGCACUUCAAGGAUCUGGGAAGUCCAACAUCAGACCUUCCACUAAGCUUUCCUCAUGUGGGUUGGAGGUUAAUACAUCAACUGCUGAUUCUGCAACUGCUAUGGAUAUUGACAGCGAACUGGAAAACCAAGUUAGCAUCUUAUUGAGUGAGUAUGAAUCAAUGGAAGUGGCCAGCAGCACAGUUGAGAUGAGCUCCUCUGAGGACAUCUGCGGCAGUGACACUUUCUUCAUUGCGUCACCGUCCGUCAGAGUAGUCGUCACUCCAGUGGACAUGAUGCCAUCGUUCAGCAGCCGCCAGUCCACCCUGGAUAUGCUCCGUACACUCCCACGGAUCCCGGUCACCGGUGGGGAAGCCAGAGCAAGAUGUACGCCCAUUUUCACCGGCUGUUCCGAUGAUAUGGUAUCGUCUAGAAGUAUGUGGAGGGCAUCGCGCUCAACUGAUACCACUUCAGAUGAUGACAGAUUAGACUCUAAAAGUCAAGGUAAUGCCUUCAUGGAAGGUUCAAAUGGAUCUUUUUUGUUGAAUCAAGAGCAGAAGUGUAAUGGUCCAAGUCCUCCUAGUUCUCAAGAGCCAUUUGUUGAUUGGCAAACAUUUUCAUUGAGCACAGAGCAGCAUGUUGGUGGUCAAACUCAUCUGUUGAGCCCAGAACAAGUAGAUGGUCAAGCAUCGUCAUUACAGCAGACUGGCGGUCAGUCGGGCCUGUUUAGCCAAGAAGAAAUGAUUAGAGGUCACAAUGAUAUUCAAACACCCUUGUUGAGCCCAGAGCAGCUGGGUGAUGGCCAAUUGCCCUUAUUGAGUCCAGAGCCACAGGUUGGUGGUCAAAUUCCGUUGUUGAACCAAGAGCAGCAGGUUGAUGGUCAAGCGCCCUUAUUGAGCCCAGAGCAGCAGGUUGGCGGUCAAACUCCCUUGUUGAGUCCAGAGCAGCAGGUUGGCGGUCAAACUCCCUUGUUGAGUCCAGAGCAGCAGGUUGACGGUCAAUCUCCCAUGUUGAGCCCAGAGCAGCAGGUUGGCGGUCAAACUCCGUUGUUGAGCCCAGAGAAGCAGGUUGACGGUCCAUCUCUCUUGUUGAGCCCAGAGCAGCAUGUUGGCGGGCAAAAUCCCUUGUUGAGCCCAGAGCAGCAGGUUGAUGGUCAAACUUCUUUGUUGAGUCCAGAGCAGCAGGUUGGUGGUCAAACACCCUUGUUGAGUCCAAAGCAGCAGGUUUGCAGUCAAACUCCUUUGUUGAGCCCAGAGCAGCAUGUGGGUGGUCAAACUCCGUCGUUGAGCCCAGAGCAGCAGGUUGGUCGUCAAACUCCCUUGUUAAGAACCGAGCAGCAGGUUGGUGGUCAAACUCCUUUGUUGAGCCCAGAGCAGCAGGUUGGUGGUCAAACUCCUUUGUUGAGUCCAGACCAGCAGGUUGGCAGUCAAACUCCUUUGUUGAUCCCAGAGCAGCUAAAUGGAUGUCAAGAUCAUGUAUUGAGCCCAGCACAGCAAGCUGAGGUUCAAGUUCCUCUGCUUAACCCAACACAACAGGUUGAUGGUCGAAGUCCUUUCUUGAAUCCUGAGCAACGGAUCAGUGGUCAAGAUCUUCUGAUGAACCAAGAGCAAGUUGAGACUGCAAAACAGGCACUUUCUAAUGCGCUGGAUAAAGAAAGCAAUAGACUUGCACCUUCCCGAUUAGAAAGCAAGUCUGAGGAGAUAUUGCCUGUUAAGAACUGUGCUUCCGUACCAGCUUCUUGCGAGACUGCAUCUAAAGGAAGUACCCCUCCCUCAUCCCAAACAGCUUUAUCUAUGCCUGAUCUGGGACGAGAGGUGUUGCAGCAGUACCAUGCAAGUUCUCCUCCGUUCCAACAAAUUUCAGAAAGUCCAAGACCAGUUGAUCCUGCAGCGGCAAACUAUGAAGAGGAUCCGCAGGAUUUGUCCAUUGGCCUAGGGGACAUUAUUCUGUCUCCCCUGGUGGAUAGUUUUGAGUUUCCCGAGGAGGAUUGCCUGUCCUUACUCUGUGACUCACCGGGGUUCCUGGAUGACUUCGGUGAUGAGCUUCUUGAGAUAGACAAACAGAUGGGCCAAUCAGAGAAGAGACAAGCGGGUGGUUAUUCGUCACGACACGCCAAUUCUCGGCAGGGGACUAACAACGCUGACAGUGACUCAGUGAGGCCCAUCAAUGGAAAUGCUUCCCUCCAAACAGUGGACUGGUCCGAAGUUUCACAGUAUCAGCCAAUCAACAGCCUUACUGGUGGGGACUGUUCCAUCUCCAGUGCAGGCAGGGUGAACAGGAAUAUUGAGGGGAAGAUUUUGGGCAUCAACCAGCCCCAAGCAGCGCCUUGGACAGGCUUAGCAAUGGCAAAUCAGGUUUCUAUCCCAUUAGCAGUGGCCUAG